UGCAUCAGUAGCCCUUACGGAGGACCAGCAGAACUGAGGAAGCUAUGUGUGUGGCAUAAUCUUUGCAGAAGAGGACCUCCUGAGUGGUACAAGUCCUACCCCAUUGCCCAAGGAAAUAAUCAAUCUCCCAUUGAUAUAAUCCCCACUCAAGCCAUUUAUGACCCCUGUCUGAAGCCUCUUAGCAUUUCAUAUGAAUCGUGCUCAUCUGUUGACAUCUGCAACAAUGGGCAUUCGGUCAUGGUAGACUUUAAGGAUGUCGAUGACAAAACAGCUGUCGGUAGAGGUCCACUGGAAGAUCCUUAUAGGCUGAAACAGUUUCAUUUUCAUUGGGGGGCAAGCCAAGACUCUGGAUCAGAGCAUACCAUCAAUGGCAAGUCUUUCCCUUGCGAGCUCCAUUUAGUUCACUGGAAUGCCCGGAAAUAUGUGACCUUUGGAGAGGCACUGGCAGCCCCAGAUGGUUUAGCAGUGAUUGGUGUUUUCUUUGAGAUUGGAGAAGAACAUAUUGGUAUGAACAGGCUGACAGAUGCCUUGUACAUGGUCAAAUUUAAAGGAACCAAAGCCCAGUUCGGGUGCUUUGACCCAAGCAACCUCCUUCCCCCUUGUCUAGAUUACUGGACAUAUCCUGGAUCCUUGACGACCCCACCCCUUAAUGAGAGUGUGACCUGGAUAGUGCUAAAGGAGGCUAUCAGAAUAUCUGAUAAACAGAUGGAAAGGUUCAGAACCCUCCUCUUUACCACUGAGGAAGAGGAAAGGAUCCAGAUGGUGAAUAACUUUCGUCCCCCUCAGCCUCUUAGGGGAAGAGUAGUUCGUGCAUCAUUCAAGGCUUAACAACAAGAAGAAAAGAAGAUGAAGAAGAAAAAGAAGGGUGUGUGUAGGAAAUAUAACAAGUGAACCUCAGAACAUCCAAAGUGCUUCCAUAUCAGCAAACAGAAAAAUGGAUAAUUUAACCUUCAGCUUAGAAACCCAGCUCAAAGGAACUGCAGAACAUUCAAUUUAUUUGACCAAGCAUGGAUUGAAUGAAGAUAGAGUUCAUGCUAAUCCGGGCUUCCUCCCAAGAAUCCUGAGAACUGAGGCUUUCUUCCUUUUUUAAAACAGCAACUCCAGUUAUUUCUGUUUAUCAGGGACAGUCCUUAUUUUGUGGUUAGGUCCCUUGGAGAAAACUCUCCUCUUUUUGUCAUGAUUUUGCCCUGAGAAAAAUGCUGAGGACAUUGUGUAAGCUGCCCUGGGAACAUUCUUUGAAGAAAUCCUUAUAUAAAUAAAUAGGC
Molecule: messenger RNA, 1265 nt
Organism: Rhineura floridana
Lineage: Eukaryota; Metazoa; Chordata; Lepidosauria; Squamata; Rhineuridae
Gene: CA7
Product: carbonic anhydrase 7
Exons: 7
Biological process (GO): regulation of intracellular pH
Cellular component (GO): cytoplasm
Molecular function (GO): zinc ion binding; carbonate dehydratase activity
Source: RefSeq, a predicted model, not a curated record